CGCCGAACGUUUGUGCCGGGCGGGGAACGGGGAACGGGCAGACUGCUCCCCUCGCCUCUUCGGCUCGCGCGGUGCCUCCCCUCGGGCGGGAGCGCGCGUGCGCGGGGAGGAUGCGUCCGGGCCGGGCCCCCGCUGCGGCGCUGACGGACGUGGUAACUCUAGAAGCUAUGGACAUAGUCUUUAGAAUAAGAGGAGGCUUGGACCUUGCAUUUCAGCUAGCAACUACUGAUGAGGCAUCAACAAAAAAGGCGUUAGGAUAUGUUUUCAGUGAUCUUGCAAACAAACUGUCCUCAGAUGUUCUUGUGUUAAGAAUUUGCCACAGUUCAGUCUAUGUGUGGCCUAACAAUGGUAUGAACACUGUUCCAGAGCUGACUGAUGAUUCUGCUUGUAAGGAGAUAAGACGAUUUAUACAAUCUGAUCAAGAUGAUGAGACCAAACGAAAGCUUGGCAAAAAAAAGGAUAAAAAGUUACAAGAUACGCAGCAGAUAGUCAAUAUAGACCUCAUGUUGGAAAUGACGUCUUCGUUAGCUGCUUUGGCUCCAGUCAUUGAAAGGGAAAAUAAGGAGCACCACUACAUUAAUAUGACGUUACCAGUUGAUGUUGUUGUAUCUGUUUCUCCAGAAGAAACAUGGGGAAAGGUACAAAAUCUCCUAGUGAAAGCAAUUCACAGGCAAUUAACUGACAUGGAAAGAUGUAUCAUGAAAUAUAUGAAGGGAACAUCAAUUGUGGUACCAGAACAAUUUCACUUCAUGUUACCAGGAAAAAAUCAUCUUGUAACAAUCUCGUAUCCUACAGGUAUUUCAGAUGAUCAAUUGGAAAGUUACAGAAAGGAAUUACAUGGGUUAUUCAAUCUGCCUUGUGACAGACCAUAUUUCAAGAGAGCAAAUGCUUAUCAUUUUCCAGAUGAACCAUAUAAAGAUGGAUAUCUCAGAAAUCCACACUUACAUCUUAAUUCACCUGGUACAGAGUCUGGUAUGGUUUAUUUGGUACAUGGAAUAUAUAGUUAUCACCACUACAUGCAGGAUCGGAUUGAUGACAGUGGUUGGGGCUGUGCCUAUCGGUCUUUGCAGACAAUCUGUUCUUGGUUCAAGCACCAGGGUUACAUUGAUACGCCUAUACCAACACACAAGGAAAUUCAACAGGCACUGGUUGAUGCUGGAGACAAGCCCGCAGCAUUUGUUGGGUCAUGGCAAUGGAUUGGCUCGAUUGAGGUACAGCUUGUUUUGAAUCAGCUUUUUGGAAUAACAUCAAAAAUAUUAUUUGUCAGCCAGGGUUCUGAACUAGCAUUACAGGGAAGAGAGCUCGCUAAUCAUUUCAAGACUGAAGGCACUCCCAUUAUGAUUGGUGGAGGUGUUUUGGCUCACACAAUAUUAGGAGUGGCUUGGAAUGAGAUUACAGGGCACAUAAAAUACUUGAUUCUAGACCCACAUUACACUGGAGGAGAAGAUUUGCAUGUUAUUUUGGAAAAGGGCUGGUGUGGAUGGAAGGGCCCAGAGUUUUGGAACAAGGAUGCCUAUUAUAAUCUGUGCCUACCUCAACGACCAAAAACUAUUUAAAUUCCACUCUAAUGCUGGAACAUGCUAAGCCAGAAUACUAGGUGAUCUAGAUACAACUGUCUUGUUAUUUAUCAAAAUAAUGCUUUAAUUCCAUCGAAACCUGUUGAAAUAGAAAUGUUGCUUGAGUAAUUUAAAUUAAGAAUUAUUUUUUUUAAAUGAGACCUCUAAAAAUAAGAGUUAUACACUUAUUAGAUAACUAAUACUCUUUUGGCUAGGACAACUUUGUGUUUAUAUAGCAUUGUUUGUUAUGCUAGAAUCUUUACAGAUUAAAUGUCCAAUCCUUUUAUUUUAUGGAAUUCUUUCUUGCCAGAAACCUUUCAGGUUCUGUAUAGCCAGCUGUCUAGUGUGCUAUGAAUCUGUUCAAAGGCAGCAUUUGCUGCUGGUGCUGUCAAUAACAGCAUUUUAGAAGAGGAGUGGGAGAAAAAUGGCUAUAUGUACUGAAUUUUAUAAACACUAUGAGAGAAUUAAUUGUUACAUGCUCAUUUAUUUACAGCUGUAUGAAUACAAUACAACUAUUGUGGGGGGGGGGGGAAAUAACCACAACCCAGUAGUCUUCUCUAAGAAGUAAAAAUAAAUGAGCUUUCCUCCUUCUCAGAAGGAGAUGAUGUACCAGCAUCCACCUGGCUGCUUAAUGCACAGUCCAGUCAUGUUUCUUCAGCCUUCGCCUUCCCCUUGAUUUCAUUUUGGGAUUACAAGGUGUUUCUUUUGUCAGCUAGGAGACAAGAUAUCUGUCGUAUGAACAAACAAGAAUAAGUCUGUAUCUAAUGCCAUCAAAACAUUAGGAUACAGGUGUGGUGGUGUAAAAGAUACUGCUUGUGAGCUACUCCAUCAGUACAUCAGUAAAAGUAUCUAGGCUUUCUUCCCCCCCGCUCCCCCAUGUUAAAUAUACUAUCCAUUUGUGACAAGACCAUAACCUUAAAUACCUAUGCAAGUUGAUCUUUACUAGGAGGCUUCUAAAUCCAACUGUUAUCUAACACCAGAUUUACUUUAAUGCCAAAAGCAUUAAAAAAAGGAAAAAUAUUCUGGAUUGUAAUAAGCCACUGGUUAUUACACACCAUCUGAUCUUCUCCUCUUCCUGCUUAUGGCUCUGCUAGUUUCACUUUCUUGCUUCUGUGAAGCUGGAUCCUCUCUUGGCCAGCCACGUCUGUCACUGAGUGAGUAGCCAGACUGUCCUCUCAGUUUCAUCCUCUGAGUGUGCUGAACUGUUGUGAGGAACUUGGCACAUUCCAGAAAACCAUAAGCCAUUGCGAGGUCUGCUGCUGUUUGUCCACUGUUGUUGCACAAGCUGAAACACAGAAUUAAUAAUAACCAUUCCACUAAAUUGGAAUAUAUGUUAUGAGCAAGCACUGAUCAAGAUUAAUUAAGUGGUAACUUUAGGCAGAAGUAUAAAAAUAAGUACAGGAGAAUGAAUAGCAGGAAGGCAUGUCAAGGAUAGCAUGGGGCUCUACUCAUACAGAGGGCUGCUAUUAAAUGCAACAAGGAAGAAUUAUUUUAAAAUAAAUUUGUCACCCAAUAAUGCCUGGCUUAGCAUAUCAGAAAGGCAAGGGGAAGGUGAGCACAGCAUUAGUCAGAAUGGAAAACUAACAAGGAGAACUUAGGAUCAGGAAUAUUCUCUUAGCAGUUACUACAGAGGUUUUUAACAUGGAACUAAACAGUAGCGUAUGCUCUGCUACUUUGGUGUUUAUGUCUGUGGCAGUUUUUAAUACUGCUUGUAUGACUGUAGUCAUGCUACGUUUACACUCUUGGCACGCACACUCUGAAUGAGAAAAAGGGCUGUGUAAAAUACGCAUAUCCUUUGACAUUGUUACAUGCAAUCAUUUCAGUAUCUCAACUUACUCAAUUUUGGCAUCACCGGCAACAAGAAGAGCAAGACAUUCCAAACUCCCAACUUUUGCUGCUUUAUGAAUCGGGGCUUCUCCAAGGCAAUCCUAAAACCACAGUGUACAUAUAGCAGUCAUUUGAAGAAAGGGGAAUAGGAUGAAGCUAUCAUCUUCUCCAACAUGACUGUUAAUGGAGUGUUACUCUGUAUACCAGUUUGUUGUGAGCUGAGAUUAAAGGAAUAUAGCUAGUAAAGCAUACUCAGUAACUGCCAUUAAAUGUUCAGUAUAUUCA
Molecule: messenger RNA, 3668 nt
Organism: Grus americana (Whooping crane)
Lineage: Eukaryota; Metazoa; Chordata; Aves; Gruiformes; Gruidae
Gene: UFSP2
Product: UFM1 specific peptidase 2
Exons: 12
Coding region: 111-1556 (481 amino acids)
Source: RefSeq, a predicted model, not a curated record